GCAGAGGGAGGGUAUAAAAGUGGAGGAGUCGAAACCCCCAAAUAACUUCCUAUCACUUUGCAACCCGAUCGUGAGGAUACGAGGCAGCGGGACUGAUCGGGAUCCAUCAGAUCUCAUUGAGCUUUCUGCCAUGAAGAUUCUCAUGCUGCUUUGCACUGCCUUCCUUGUGCUCGCCUUUCUUCCCUGCCAUGACUGUCGAGCCCUGCAAAGCUCUGCACCAGCUACAAGCGGCCAAGAGCUCAAGUCCAGACUGCAGCAGCCGGGCUUACCGCUUUGGCUCCGCGUCGGGGAGGAAUACCUUCUCCGACUGGGCAAAACCUACAGAGACCCACCCGCCUUUGCUCCGGACCACGGGGUUUCCUUAACGCAACUGACCCAACUCAAGCGCGCACUUCAAGACAAAGUUGGAGACUUGGACGAAGUUGAGAGCAGGUACCAGGGCGAAGGCGACGAGAUGAUGAUGAUAGAACGGGGCAAAAGGCUGGAGGAGCCUCCCAUAUCCCUGGAUUUAACCUUCCACCUGCUAAGAGAAGUGCUGGAAAUGACUCGAGCCGAGCAACUGGCGCAACAGGCUCACAGCAACAGGAAAAUAAUGGAGCUAAUCGGGAAAUAGACACACACAC
Messenger RNA from Callorhinchus milii (elephant shark), 623 nucleotides. RefSeq names its product corticoliberin (gene crha). The transcript is spliced from 2 exons. Lineage: Eukaryota; Metazoa; Chordata; Chondrichthyes; Chimaeriformes; Callorhinchidae. The coding region runs from base 131 to 613 and encodes 160 amino acids. Gene Ontology annotation, molecular function: hormone activity. Gene Ontology annotation, cellular component: extracellular region. The record is from RefSeq and is a predicted model, not a curated record.